Trifolium pratense (red clover) is the source of this 926-nucleotide messenger RNA. RefSeq names its product probable ribosome biogenesis protein RLP24. Gene Ontology annotation, cellular component: nucleolus. The coding region runs from base 195 to 680 and encodes 161 amino acids. Gene Ontology annotation, biological process: ribosomal large subunit biogenesis. The record is from RefSeq and is a predicted model, not a curated record. NCBI's taxonomy places the organism in Eukaryota, Viridiplantae, Streptophyta, Magnoliopsida, Fabales, Fabaceae. The transcript is spliced from 5 exons.
AAGUGGAUUAAAAAAUAAAAAAUUCCUUUGAAUUACAGUAUAUUGAGGCGAAGCACAUAAACCCUUCGUUCUCGUAACCCUAACAAAAGUGGCGGCCACACCGCCCCGAAAUUAGGGUUUAUCGUCUUCUCCACCUUCUCAUCUUCUCUCUUAAUUAUUCACCAGUGAAAUUAUUGAUUUAGUUUGGAGGUGCAAUGAGAUUGGAGAAGUGCUGGUUCUGUUCUUCUACUGUAUAUCCUGGACAUGGAAUUCAGUUUGUUCGUAACGAUGCAAAGAUUUUUCGAUUUUGUAGAUCUAAGUGCCACAAGAACUUUAAAAUGAAGAGAAACCCUCGUAAAGUAAAAUGGACCAAGGCAUAUAGGCGGGUGCAUGGAAAGGAUAUGACACAGGACUCAACAUUCGAGUUCGAGAGAAAGCGCAACAGGCCUGAGAGAUACGACAGGAAUCUUGCUGAAAAUGUCCUCAAGGCCAUUCCAAAGAUUGAUAAGAUCAGAGUCAGCAGGGAAGAGAGUCACCACAAGAAUAGGAUGAAGGGCAAGAAGCUGAAGGACCAGAAGGAAGAUAUUAAGGAGUAUAACAAUUCCAUCCAUAUAAUUAAAGCUCCUGCUGUGCUUAAAAAUGAGAUCAAAGUGGUGGUGUCCCAACAACAACCGGAAGAAAAUCGUGCCAUGGAAGAGUGAUAUCAAUGCUACACCCCUUUUAAUGUGGCCCAAGUUACAAGUUGAUUUUUCACUUAUUAGUAAUGUGAAUGAUGGAAUUUCGAAACAGAUUUUUGUGGUUUGUAUGUGAUGUUUUUGGAUAAUGAUUUAAUGAUCCAUGAGAUAGUGAACUAUUAUAUAAAGCACAAAUGUAGUCUCCUUGGAUGUCUUGAAUCUAUAAUUUUUCUUGGGAAAAGUCUUGAGACUAAAUAUUUUUUAUAUUGGUCA